AUGCGCCACAUCACAGGAUCUUCUGCCUCAUGCUUCGCAUACGCCGGCGGCUAUCUGCCGUGUCCUUCACGAAAGUACGAAUUGAGUCUAUUAUAG
Phytophthora nicotianae INRA-310 is the source of this 96-nucleotide messenger RNA. RefSeq lists its product as hypothetical. Lineage: Eukaryota; Oomycota; Peronosporomycetes; Peronosporales; Peronosporaceae. The record is from RefSeq and is a predicted model, not a curated record. The transcript is spliced from 2 exons. The coding region runs from base 1 to 96 and encodes 31 amino acids.